ACCUUUGCCGACCAACAAGAGGUCAUACAAUGCUACCUCAUUUGUUGCUGCUACUGGAUACAAAAGGCCUGCAACUGGUUUUAGUGUUUACUCUGAUCCAGCAACUGGAAACCACGUGUACAAUCCAGGUACAUCAAGUGAGAGAGUUCUUUAUGAGGGAGGGUAUAAAUUUAAGGAGUGCUUCACCAACCAAUAUAGAUAUUGGUUUUAAACCUAGUGGCCUAAAGUGGAAUGGAAAAGAUGCAGUCACUAGCACACAAUUGCAACAAAUGAAAGCAAAUAAGAGAAAAAAUGUGGAAACAGCCAAGUCUUCUUCAUCAAUUGGAUCUUCAAAGAAGUAGUUCAUUUAGAAAUGAUUUGCACUGUAAUAAUGGAUAAUGUCUUUGAACAAAUUGUGUUACUAAUUUUUGAAUAACUUUUUCUUAGGCAGCAAUUAAUGAUUUUGGUGUAUGCUGCAAUAGAACUAUUCUGCUCAAUG
Molecule: messenger RNA, 478 nt
Organism: Capsicum annuum
Lineage: Eukaryota; Viridiplantae; Streptophyta; Magnoliopsida; Solanales; Solanaceae
Exons: 2
Coding region: 30-341 (103 amino acids)
Source: RefSeq, a predicted model, not a curated record